AUGUCAGGUCUGCAUGGUUUUGAGGGUGAGAACUUCUACAUCCCUAUGCAUAACCGCACAGGGCUUGUACGCAAUCCAUUUUUCUACGAACAGUACUAUUUAGCAGACCCAUGGCAGUUUAAAUUGCUGGCUUGCUACAUGUUUUUCCUGAUAUGUUUUGGUUUCCCCAUCAACGGCUUGACCCUUUUUGUCACGGCCCAGCACAAGAAGCUCCGACAGCCACUCAAUUUCAUCCUGGUCAACCUGGCUGUGGCUGGGAUGAUCAUGGUCUGCUUUGGGUUCACCAUCACCAUCACCUCGGCAAUCAACGGCUACUUUUACUUUGGGCCCAAGGGCUGUGCCAUUGAGGGGUUCAUGGCAACACUUGGAGGUGAAGUGGCUCUCUGGUCGUUAGUGGUGCUGGCUAUUGAGAGGUACAUUGUGGUCUGCAAGCCCAUGGGAAGUUUCAAAUUCUCUUCCUCUCAUGCAAUGGGCGGCAUUGCUUUUACCUGGGUCAUGGCACUUAGCUGUGCUGCACCCCCUCUUGUUGGAUGGUCCAGGUACAUUCCUGAGGGGCUGCAGUGCUCGUGUGGACCAGACUACUACACACUCAACCCCAGAUACAACAACGAGUCCUAUGUCAUCUACAUGUUCGUCUGUCAUUUCAUUGUCCCUGUCACUGUCAUCUUCUUCACUUAUGGACGGCUUGUGUGCACAGUCAAAGCGGCUGCGUCGGCUCAGCAGGACUCCGCCUCCACUCAGAAAGCUGAGAAGGAAGUGACACGUAUGGUCAUACUGAUGGUGGUGGGCUUCCUAGUGGCCUGGACCCCCUACGCUAGUGUUGCUGCCUGGAUCUUUUUUAACAAGGGUGCUGCCUUCACUGCCCAGUUCAUGGCCAUUCCUGCCUUCUUCUCUAAAAGCUCGGCUAUUUUCAACCCCAUCAUAUAUGUGCUGCUGAACAAACAGUUCCGUAACUGCAUGCUGACGACCCUGUUCUGUGGCAAGAACCCCAUGGGAGAUGAUGAGUCCUCAACAGUGUCCACUAAGACAGAAGUGUCCAGCGUGUCCCCAGCAUAG
Colossoma macropomum (tambaqui) is the source of this 1056-nucleotide messenger RNA. RefSeq names its product green-sensitive opsin-3. Gene Ontology annotation, molecular function: G protein-coupled receptor activity. The record is from RefSeq and is a predicted model, not a curated record. The transcript has 5 exons. Gene Ontology annotation, biological process: phototransduction; G protein-coupled receptor signaling pathway; visual perception. Gene Ontology annotation, cellular component: photoreceptor outer segment; membrane. Lineage: Eukaryota; Metazoa; Chordata; Actinopteri; Characiformes; Serrasalmidae. The coding region runs from base 1 to 1056 and encodes 351 amino acids.